This is a messenger RNA of Chelmon rostratus (copperband butterflyfish), 2079 nucleotides long. It is a transcript of the gene cebp1, whose product is annotated as CCAAT/enhancer binding protein (C/EBP) 1. Lineage: Eukaryota; Metazoa; Chordata; Actinopteri; Chaetodontiformes; Chaetodontidae. Gene Ontology annotation, biological process: DNA-templated transcription; myeloid cell differentiation; regulation of transcription by RNA polymerase II. The record is from RefSeq and is a predicted model, not a curated record. The transcript has 3 exons. Bases 40 to 648 code for a protein of 202 amino acids. Gene Ontology annotation, molecular function: DNA-binding transcription factor activity, RNA polymerase II-specific; RNA polymerase II cis-regulatory region sequence-specific DNA binding.
UUGUCCAAGGAACCUGAAGAAUAUUCAGAGUCUGUGGCGAUGAUGUCUGAUUCCAGGGUGUCCUCUGUCAUCCAGGAGUGGGCAUACCAGAGUCAGGCCCACACCCACACCCAGACCCUGAACCCUACCACUUCCAGCCACGCUGGAUGCACCAAUCAGCUGGCUCAGAUGGACAUGCUACCGUACAGCCAGCCUCAGGGUCUGGUGAGAGGGAGCAGUGAUGACAGAGUGGCUGAGCAGAUGAUGGGACUGUCUUACCUGCCGUACACCUCUUCCUGUCUCAGCAGCGCCUCGAGUGCAGGGAGCACAAACCACCACCAGAGCCACGCCAACACUCAGCAGGACUUCUCUUCCUUCCUCCUGCCAACUCUGCGGGCCCCGGUAAACAAGAGGAGCAUCAGCAAGGACAGUGCAGAGUACCGCCUGCGACGCGAGAGGAACAACAUCGCCGUGAGAAAGAGCCGGGACAAGGCCCGCAGGAGGAUCAUGCUGACCCAGCAGAGGGCCCAGCAGCUGCAGGACGAAAACCAGAAGCUGCAGAUGAGGAUAGGACAGCUGACACAGGAGCUGGACACUCUCAAACACAUCCUGUCACAGAGGCACCUGCACGGAGCCGAGGAUGGAGGCGCAUCAGAGUCUAAUAUCUAGACCAACGUUUGCUCCUGGUAUUAAUGUCUAACUGCAGAUCCUAUUAGUGUUGAGGGAGGCCCCCAACACUCAAAUUCAAAUGCCUCCUUGUUGAAGUUUCACCAAAACGCGACCAUUUGUGAAAAAGUCACAUAUAGAAGAAGUACAUUUGAAAAUUAAGCAUUUUGUUGGGACGUAAAGGUGUGAAAAGGGCUCAGUUAUAGUUUGUAAAAUUGUGAGGAGAGAAGGCAGAACGCAGUGGCAGGGCUGUAGCUACCAUUGAGGACACUGAGUUCAUGUCCCCCGUCUUUUUUCUGGACAUUUUGGGGGUUUUAGCAACCAGGGAGUAGUUCUUUCUACAAUUGAUGUUGGUGAAGCGCUGUAAGCUGUCGGUGCCUGAUUAGCUCUCUGUGCUCACAAUGGCAGAUUUAACACUCAAAAAGUGCAGUCGUUUUUUUGAAACAAUGGGUUAACAAAAGCUGUCGGACAGCCGUCUGCAGCGGGGGGUUAGCAUGGUCAUUGCAAUGGUCAGUGAAAUUCCUGGCAGUGUGGAUGAGGCGUUUCAUGGUGGGAAAUAAAACGUACAGACAACAUACAUUUACAAUUAACUGAAUAAAAAAAUGUUUUUAAAAAAAUCCAAAUAAUUGUAAAUCUGAGACUUAACUUUUAGUAUCUGGUCGGAUUUUUCUAGGGGAGGGGGGACAACCUCGGCGCUCCUGCACACUGGAGCUGUGAAUAGGUGAAUUAAACACCUGAGCAUUUUGAAAAAGGGACCUUGAAGUCUCAAUACAAAGCCAGAGGACGUGUGCUGGGUUUGAAUGUAGAUGCUCCUCAGUCAUUGCAUGAAGAGACUGGAGCGUGCACAGAAACUUCAAGCGCAUGUUGAGAUUUUGUAAAACAGCUGCAUGAGAUGGAGGAAGGUUGAAGUACAGUACUGUAGAUCUAAAAAUCCAAAAUACUGCACAAAUGGGUUCAGAAAAAAAAACAGAGGGUCUAAACCUGCAUAUACUUAAACUUAAAAAUUCAAAAUGAACUUUCCUAAAAGUCCAUGAUGACACCAUCUUUACUUACAUGCACAAUCCUCACAGACCCUCCAGAAAGAAGACCCCUCUUUGCAUUAGACAGAUUUGCUAUAUGAUUUGAUUUGACUAACGUUGCCUAAUCAUCUACCUGACACUUCUGGUCAUUGUCAGAGAUGAUUGUAAGUGUUGUUGCUCAACAAGGUUACACCAUGACCUGUGGUUUGUAGAGGAUUGUAGGGGAAACCUAGAUGUCUCUCUCUGUAUAAUACUUUAUCUUUUAUCACUAAAUGAGUGUGGGACUACUUGAAAUAAUGCUGAUAUAAGAUCUAGUCUUUAACGUUGUUGAAUGUGUUUUAUUAUUUUGUAGCAAUACAUUGUUAAAGCAAAAUUUUGUCAAAGAUUUUCUUAAAUAAACAAAUAAUUGCUUGUG